Molecule: messenger RNA, 951 nt
Organism: Chlorella variabilis
Lineage: Eukaryota; Viridiplantae; Chlorophyta; Trebouxiophyceae; Chlorellales; Chlorellaceae
Exons: 11
Cellular component (GO): cytoplasm
Molecular function (GO): cysteine synthase activity
Source: RefSeq, a predicted model, not a curated record
AUAGCCGACAACGUCACAGAGCUGAUUGGAGACACACCGCUCGUCUACCUGAACACCGUGACCAAGGGAUGCGUGGCGCGAGUGGCGGCCAAGCUGGAGAGCUGCGAGCCAUGCAGCAGCGUCAAGGACAGGAUUGGGCGCAACAUGAUUGAGGAUGCGGAGAAGAAGGGCUUGAUCCAGCCAGGCGUCACCACCCUGGUUGAGCCCACCAGCGGCAACACCGGCAUUGGGCUGGCCUUUCUGGUGGCUGGGGCUGGGCCGGGGGGACGGCGGGGGUGGAUGCUCCCCCAGGCGGCGGCGACGAGCCGAUGGCUGACCUGGCGCCUCGCCGCCUGCACCGCUGGCCUGCUGGGCGCAGGCAUGAAGGGCGCGGUGGCCAAGGCCGAGGAGAUUGCGGCGGGCACGCCCAGCAGCUACAUCCUGCAGCAGUUCAACAACCCCGCCAACGCCGAGAUCCACAGGCUCACCACGGGGCCCGAGAUCUGGCGGGACACCGAGGGCAAGAUCGACUUCUUUGUCAGCGGCGUGGGCACCGGCGGCACCAUCACCGGCGCCGGCGAGCAAGCCACCUUCCUCUCCAAUCCGGGCGUGAAGGUGGUGGCCGUGGAGCCCACGGAGUCGCCGGUGCUGAGCGGCGGCAGCCCCGGCCCCCACAAGAUCCAGGGCAUCGGCGCCGGCUUUGUGCCGGGCGUGCUCAACACAAAGGUCUACGACGAGGUGGUGAAGGUGAACAGCGACGACGCGGUCAGCAUGGCAAAGCGGCUAGCCAAGGAGGAGGGGCUGCUGGUGGGCAUCUCGUCGGGAGCGGCGGUGCAGGCGGCGAUCGAGGUGGCGUCGCGGACGGACAACGCGGGCAAGCUGGUGGUUGCCAUCAUCCCCUCAUUUGGGGAGCGCUACCUGUCCUCCGUCCUGUUCAACUCCAUCCGCGAGGAGUGCGAGCGCAUGGGCGUG